AUGCUAAAGGCAUUCAUAAAUGAACCUGAACUAAAACUUCUGUUGUUAUUUUUGCUUAGGAACUGUGAGGAUGUGUUAUCAGCUGAAGACUGUGAAACCUUGUACCAGUUUGUUUAUGCCACACACCGGCCACUUGCAGCAGCAGCUGGGGAAUUCCUUUACAAAAGGCUGUUCAGUCAUGAGAGAGAUGAAGAAGUUCUGCCCAAAAGAGGAGAGAAGUUUGGGGCGAGUACUAACCAGCUGAAAACAUUAAUACGUUUUUUCCUGGAGAGUGAGCUACACCAACAUGUCACAUACCUCGUAGACAGCUUGUGGGACUGGGCAGGCAACUUCCUGAAGGACUGGGAGUGCAUGACCACUCUUCUGUUAAAAAAUGCUGAAGAAGAUGGAGAAGGACUGAGUGAUGCCCACGAAAGUGCUCUCAUUGAAAUUAUCCUCGCCACCGUUAGAGAAGCGGCGGAAGGCCAUCCUCCAGUGGGCAGAGGGGCAACCAAAAAAAUUCUGUCAGCAAAAGAGAAGAAGAUACAAUUGGAAGAUUGUACCAAAAUUACUGAACACUUUACUAUGGUGCUUCCUCAGCUCUUGGCAAAGUAUUCAGCAGAUGCAGAAAAAGUGACAAAUCUCCUGCAGAUUCCUCAGUAUUAUGAUUUAGAUGUUUACAGAACAGGACAUCUAGAGAAGCAUUUGGAUGCUCUGCUAAGAGAGGUAAAAGACAUUGUGACCAAACACUCUGAUAUGUCGGUCCUUGAGGCCUCCUCCAGGACUUAUUACAUCCUCUGCAGUGAAGAAGUUGCCAUCUACAGCCAGGUGGAUUGUGCCCGAACUCAGCUGAUAGAUGAGUUGGUGGAGCAGCUUAACCAGCUACUGAACGACUUCUGGCAAAAGUGUAACUCGUAUCUAAAUAAAGAGAUUUUGUCCCGGAACCCCUCCCUUCUAAUUCCUGGUCGUACAGACCAUCUCCCUGCCCAUGAUCUCACCAAGUGGAGUCUUUAUGACAAGACUUCAAGGUUGCUGGUGUUUGAAAUGGAACAUGGGGGUUUGUCUGGUCAGAUGAUCCUGCCAGCUUUACAGUGCACAUACUUUUCUCUCCUGUGGCAAGUAGCUGCAGUUGCGGAAAAUUCUGCCAAGGAGACCCUUUUGGCAUUAAGGAGAGAGCUGAGACGUUUCUGUCAGAUUUGCAUGUGCUUUCUCCACCAUAAGGAGAAAGAUGUAAGAGAAAAGGCCUUCAUGAUACUCUGUGACUGGCUGCUGAUUUUGAGUCACCAAGAUGCAAAUAAUACUGAAGCAGCAAGACUUCUAGAUUACCUUCCCAGCACUUCACUUCAGGAAAAACUGCUUUUGUUUAUCCAGGAACAUGUUUUCAAGGAGGAGCAAGAGGAAAGCAAAGACCUGACAGGAGAGGAGGAGGGAAAGGAUGAAAACUACAAACUGAAUGACUUGAACAAAAAGCGGCGUCUUCUCGCAGCGUAUUGCAAGCUGAUAGUGUAUAAUGUGGUGGAGAUGGCUGCAGCUGCUGAGAUCUAUAAGCAUUAUAUGAAGACCUACAAUGAUUUUGGAGACAUAAUUAAAGAAACACUAAGCAGGACGAGGCACAGUAACAAAAUUCAGAGUGCCAAGACACUGAUUCUCUGUCUGCAGCAGUUGUUUCAGGCACACCUGGAAAGCCAGGACGGCGGCAGCGGGGUGGACUUGUCCUCUGCCUCCUUCACAAACAUGAAGGAGCUCGCGCGUCGAUUUUCACUAACGUUUGGCUGGGACCAGGUGAAAUCUAGAGAAUCUGUGGCCAUGAUACACAAGGAAGGAAUUGAAUUUGCCUUUCAAGGAGCUACUGGAAUGGAUGGAAAAUGCCUGCCUCCUAAGCUAAGCUUUCUGUUAAUCAUCAGUGAAUUUUCCAACAAGCUGCUAAAGCCUGACAAAAGACUAGUGUACGCUUACUUGCAGAGGUAUAUAGCAGAACCCCUGUCUGGCAGAGGAGACGAAUGGCAGCCUUUGGUUUGGUACAGAAACUCUCUGUUGGCAAGUGAAGAUGAGGAAAGCUCUGUCCUCAGCAGUACAGGAGAGUGGUCCCCCGUGGGCGCAUCUAAGACAUCUUCUUUUAAAAGGAAAUUGUCUAAUGGGUCUUUGCCUGACACCAGACACACCGAAGCAGCAAGCAACGAUCCGGCCUUCCACGGUGCUUCCCAGCUCCCCUGUGCAGCAGGGCAGAGCAGGAAGAACCUCAAGUCCCGAGCGCUGCCCGCGCGGGACCGCGCGCCGUGGCCGUGCCCCCCGGCAGGGCCGCUGCAGGGGAGACACAGCCAAGCUGAGAUCAAGACAGAAGAUGUCUCAGUAGAGGAUCAAGCACAAGACGCAAAUGAAGACAUUGAUAUCGAUGUGGUUGGUGCAGAGCAGUAUGACUGA
Messenger RNA from Tinamus guttatus (white-throated tinamou), 2400 nucleotides. Lineage: Eukaryota; Metazoa; Chordata; Aves; Tinamiformes; Tinamidae. The record is from RefSeq and is a predicted model, not a curated record.